This is a messenger RNA of Zonotrichia albicollis (white-throated sparrow), 1430 nucleotides long. The record is from RefSeq and is a predicted model, not a curated record. NCBI's taxonomy places the organism in Eukaryota, Metazoa, Chordata, Aves, Passeriformes, Passerellidae.
AGCAGUACAGACACUAUAAGAGGGGUGAGUGGCCCCACCACAGCACCUUUCCUCUGCACAACCAUGCUGGGAGCAGUCUGUCUCGUUGUGCUGCUGGGCUACGCCUACGGAUGCGGUCAGCCGGCCGUGCCGCCACAGCUGAGCUCCCGCGUGGUGGGCGGUGAAGACGCUGUAGCCCACAGCUGGCCAUGGCAGAUCUCUCUGCAGUACAGCCGCUCUGGAUCCUGGAGCCACACUUGUGGUGGGACCCUCAUUGCCCCCCAGUGGGUGCUGACAGCUGCCCACUGCAUCAGCUCUUCAAAGACCUAUCGUGUGGUGCUGGGCAAGCAGGACCUGUCAGAGGCUGACGAGCCUGGUUCUGUAGCCGUGGCUGUGGAGAAGACAAUUGUCCACGAGAAAUGGAACUCCAUCCUUAUCAUCAACGACAUUGCCCUGGUCAAGCUGGCAGAGGAGGUGCAGGAGACUGACACCGUCCGUGCCGCCUGCCUGCCGGCUGCUGGCAAGAUCCUGUCCAACAACUACCCCUGCUAUGUCACCGGCUGGGGACGCGUCAGGACCAACGGGCCCCUGGCUGAUGCCCUGCAGCAGGCUCUGCUGCCCGUGGUGGACUAUGAGACCUGCUCCAAGUGGGACUGGUGGGGCAGCCUUGUGCGUGACACCAUGGUGUGCGCCGGCGGCGACGGCAUCGUCUCUGGAUGCAACGGCGAUUCUGGGGGCCCCCUGAACUGCCAGCGCGACGAUGGGGUCUGGGAGGUCGAGGGCAUUGUCAGCUUUGGCUCCGGCCUGAAAUGCAACAUGAAAAACAAGCCAACAGUCUUCACCAGGGUGUCCGCCUACAUCGACUGGAUCAACGAGAAAAUGAGCGCGAACUGAGGACACAGCAUGGAGCACAAGUACUGACUGUGAUAAAAGCAAUAGUGCUAAGCUGGUCUCGUGUGGUUCUUUCAAGGGGACACGAUGGAGCAGAACCAGGGGGCUGCACCGUGUGGUCCUGGGCUUCUGCCUGUGUGCUGGGGAGAGCCCCCACGUUGUGCAGUGAGGCUGGGCAGGCUCCUGGGGAGCCUAAAGUGGGCAGAGAUCCCCCACAAGUUACUCCCAGCCAUGUAGAUCCAUGGCCAUCACCAAGCCAGAGGGUUCAAACCUCGACUGGUGGUUUGAUGGGAGAGCGGCUGGAAUCUGGCCUGAUGGUCCUGGGGGGGUCUCUAGCGAACUUGGGGAGGGGCUACAGGGCCCUGAGUUGGCCCAAGGAGUUUUUAGGUGUCUUGGCUGGUGCUGGGGUGUUUCAGGGGAUCUUGCUGGUAACUUGAUGGCAGCAGAUUUAUAAUGGGGGUGUUGAGGUAACUGGGUUGGUCCUGGAGGUCAUUCCCCAGCCCCACCACACUUCCUCCACCACCUGUGCUGCCAGAGUGCUCCACUCUGUUCUCAUCUCU